UUGGCCUAUAAAUAGAAGCUUCAGCCUUGAAGUUCUACACCAUUUUCAAUUAAAUUAAAACCUUUGCAGUAUCUAUCUCCCAAAACUUAUAGUUUUCCGAUACAAACGUGUUUGGUUUUUUCCAUAGAGCAAGAGAGAUGCUGAGCCAUAUAGUCGAGGCUUUCACGGGGAAAAAUGAAGAAGAAAAUAAGAAGAAGAUCAAAGGGAAAGUCGUGUUGAUGAAAAAGAAUGUGUUAGAUUUCAAUGAUUUCGGUGGUUCAGUUCUUGAUCGAGUUCAUGAGUUAUUAGGCCAAAAGGUGUCUCUGCAGCUCAUUAGUUCCAUCAAUGGCGAUCCUGAAAAUAAGUUGAAAGGAAAGCUAGGAAGAGCAGCAUACUUGGAGGAUUGGAUCACUACAUUCACCUCUUUAACCCCUGGUGAUUCAGCAUUUCAUGUCACAUUUGAUUGGGAAGAAGAAGAGAUUGGAAUUCCAGGGGCAUUUAUUAUUCAAAAUUUUCAUCAUACUGAAUUUUACCUCAAGACACUUACCCUUGAAGAUGUUCCUGGACAUCAUGGUCCCAUCCACUUUGUUUGCAACUCUUGGGUUUAUCCUGCUGAAAAGUACAAAACAGACCGCGUUUUCUUCACAAAUAAGACCUAUCUUCCAAGCGAAACACCAGAACCACUAGUCAAAUACAGAGAAGAAGAAUUAGUUAACUUGAGAGGAAAUGGAAGUGGACAACUUGAGGAAUGGGACAGGGUAUAUGACUAUGCUUACUACAAUGAUUUAGGAGAUCCUGAUAAAGGUUCCGAUUAUGCUAGGCCGGUUCUUGGAGGAUCCGUGGAGUAUCCGUAUCCUCGUAGGGGAAGAACCGGUCGGCCUCCAACAAAGACAGAUCCGAAUUCUGAGAGCAGGAUUCCACUGCUUACGAGCUUAGAUAUUUACAUUCCAAGAGAUGAACGUUUUGGACACUUGAAGAUGUCGGAUUUUCUUGCUUAUGCACUAAAAUCCGUCGUUCAGUUUCUUCUCCCGGAGUUUGAGGAUCUAUGUGACAGUAUUCACAAUGAGUUUGACAGCUUCGAAGAUAUUCUUCAAAUCUAUGAAGGAGGUUUCAAGCUACCAGAGGGUCCUUUGCUCAAAAAUAUUUUCGAAAACAUUCCCUUUGAGAUGCUAAAGGUACUUCUUCGAAGUGAUGGCGAGGGACUUUUCAAAUUCCCAUUGCCUCAGGUUAUCAAAGAUGAUAAAUCUGCAUGGAGAACAGAUGAAGAAUUCGCGAGAGAGAUGUUGGCAGGAGUGAACCCUGUCAUAAUUAGCCGUCUCCAGGAGUUUCCUCCGACAAGUAAGCUCGAUCCGAAUCUCUAUGGUGAUCAGACUAGCACAAUAUCAGGAGGCCACAUAGAGAAUAAGUUGGACGGACUAACAAUUGACGAGGCAAUCAGGACGAACAAACUGUUCAUAUUGAACCACCACGAUGCACUUAUGCCAUAUUUAAAGCGAAUAAACUCGACUACCACAAAGACUUAUGCCUCAAGAACUCUGCUUUUCUUGCAAAAAGACGGAAGUUUGAAGCCAUUAGCAAUUGAACUGAGCUUACCUCAUCCAGAUGGAUACCAGUUCGGUGCCAUUAGCAAAGUAUAUUUACCUGCUGAACACGGGAUCGAUAGUUCCAUAUGGCAAUUGGCUAAGGCUUAUGUCGCCAUCAACGACUCUGGUGUUCAUCAGUUAAUUAGCCACUGGUUAAAUACACAUGCUUCAAUCGAGCCAUUCGUGAUUGCAACAAAUAGGCAGCUAAGUGUGCUUCACCCUAUCCAUAAGCUUCUUCAUCCUCACUUCCGAGACACAAUGAACAUAAAUGCUGUGGGACGACAAAUCUUGAUUAAUGCUGGAGGAAUCCUUGAGGCGACAGUUUUUCCGGGAAAAUAUUCCAUGGAAAUGUCAGCUGUGAUUUAUAAGGACUGGGUUUUCACAGAACAAGGACUCCCUGCUGAUCUACUUAAGAGAGGAAUGGCAGUGGAGGACUCGAAUUCACCACAUGGCCUUCGUCUUUUAAUCGAAGACUAUCCUUAUGCUGUUGAUGGACUGGAGAUCUGGUCAGCAAUAAAAACAUGGGUACAGGACUACUGUAACUUCUACUAUACAUCAGAUAUUUUGGUUCAGAAAGACGCUGAACUCCAGUCCUGGUGGACCGAAGUCCGGGAAAAGGGACAUGGCGACAAAAAGAACGAGCCCUGGUGGCCUAAAAUGCAAACUCGAGGAGAACUAGUCGACUCCUGUACUACUAUAAUAUGGAUGGCAUCUGCUCUUCAUGCUGCUGUCAAUUUUGGGCAGUACCCCUAUGCUGGCCACCUCCCGGUUCGUCCUACCUUAAGUCGGAGGUUCAUGCCGGAACCUGGAAAACCCGAGUAUGAUGAGCUGAAGACUAACCCGGAUAAGGUUUUCCUGAAGACAAUUACUGCUCGGCUACAGACAUUACUGGGCAUUUCCUUGAUAGAAAUUUUGUCAAGCCAUUCAUCGGACGAGGUUUACCUUGGACAGAGAGACGCUCUUGAAUGGACCAAGGAUGUGGAACCACUUGAAGCUUUCGACAGAUUUGGGACGAAGUUGAGGGAAGUAGAGGAACGAAUCAAACAGAUGAACAACGACAAAAAAUGGAGAAACCGGGUUGGACCAGUGAAUGUUCCAUACACUUUACUUUAUCCUACAAGUGAAGAGGGACUUACUGGCAAGGGAAUUCCCAACAGUGUGUCAAUCUGAAGCUUAUCUGUUUAGGGAUAUUACAUUUGUAUGCAUAUUCCUUACAUUUCUUUUACUGUUGAAGAAGGUUUGAUGAGUGAAAAUAGUAAUGCAGAUCGAUGUAUUCUCAUUUACAAUAAUGAAUAAAAGUACAACAUUAUAACUUA
Molecule: messenger RNA, 2878 nt
Organism: Olea europaea var. sylvestris
Lineage: Eukaryota; Viridiplantae; Streptophyta; Magnoliopsida; Lamiales; Oleaceae
Product: probable linoleate 9S-lipoxygenase 5
Exons: 9
Coding region: 138-2732 (864 amino acids)
Biological process (GO): lipid oxidation
Molecular function (GO): metal ion binding; oxidoreductase activity, acting on single donors with incorporation of molecular oxygen, incorporation of two atoms of oxygen; protein binding
Source: RefSeq, a predicted model, not a curated record